Molecule: messenger RNA, 2313 nt
Organism: Ectocarpus siliculosus
Lineage: Eukaryota; Phaeophyceae; Ectocarpales; Ectocarpaceae
Source: the annotation of a GenBank genome assembly
AUGGCUUCCACGGACCGUGAAGCACUGAGUGCCGUGUUUCGUUUGACUGGCGGGGCUGGAUGGAGGCGAAGACGCAACUGGGACACAGAUGCUGCCCUAGAGACGUGGGAAGGAGUCAAAGUCAACAACCAGGGCCGAGUGGUCACGCUUGACCUGCCCGGUAACAACCUCCAAGGAACGAUACCGGUGGAGCUAGGGAAGCUGACUGCGCUGGAGGCGCUUAUUCUGGGCAGAAACAACCUCUCAGGUCCCAUUCCGCCGGCUCUGGGAAAGCUCGCAGCGCUUCAAACUCUGUACCUCGAAGGGAACCAGCUAAGCGGGCGCAUCCCGCCGGAGCUGGGAGCUCUCAGCGAGCUGCAGGUGCUGGCCCUCCACAACAACAAGCUGACAGGGCGCAUCCCGCCGGAGCUGGGAGCUCUCAGCGAGCUGCAGGUGCUGGCCCUCAUCAACAACAAGCUGACAGGCCCCAUCCCGCCGGAGUUGGGGAAGCUUGCAGCACUGGCGACGCUCAACCUUCAAAAUAACCAACUAACUGGGCCUAUCCCGCCGGAGCUGGGCAAGCUAACAGCGCUGGUGCAGCUCCGACUGUGGAACAACCAGCUAUCCGGCCGUAUCCCACCGGAGCUCGGAAACCUUGGAGCACUGACGGCGCUCGACCUAGACGCCAACAAGCUAAGCGGUCCCAUUCCGCCGGCGCUGGGAAAGCUCGCAGCGCUUCAAGAUCUGUCCCUCUACAGAAACCAGCUAAGCGGUCCCAUCCCUGUGGAGCUUGGACGGCUCGCCGUACUGGAGUACCUCAGCCUUGGGGGGAACGAGCUAACUGGACCCAUCCCCAAGGAGCUGGGAGCACUUAGUAGGCUGGAGACGCUUUGGCUCCACCACAACAACCUCACAGGGGCCGUGCCAGCAUGCCUCGUCAAGCUCGGCGAACUUUUCUCUUUGGGCCUCGGCGACAACCAGCUCAGUGGUCCGGUGCCCUCACUUCAGCAGCUCAAAGAUCUUCGCGACGCUCUGGUCUCCCCAGGCUACAGACACAGAGCAGAGGACGCGCGAAUCGGCAUGGCGAAGCUGACUCUCGAUGGGGAGAUGAGGGGGACACCGAUGAAGGCGUUCCAAAGGGGGAAGAUCGACACGGACAAAAUCUUCUCGGAUGAGGAUGUCGAAGGCGGAACGAGCACCACCAUAAGCGGCACGUCUUUUCCUGGCAAAGCAGGAGAGGCUGAAAAAUUCAGCAUGGUCAAGCCACGCAACGCAAGACCCGUAGCAACGAAGACGAGAGACGUUCGGGAUACUACCGUCGACGGAGGCAUGGCAGAAAUCUCAGGCUUCGACGGGUACGUCAUGGCAUGGUCUUUUGGACAACAUCCGGCGGUGCUCCGUAGCAAUGGUUUUGAGUUUGAACUCGAGGUACCCCGCCUGGGAAGAAACGUACCGGCCCUGAUCGGCCUGCGAUCCAGCUCAGCUGAAGUAGUAGACGGAGAAAAAUGUCUGCUGCAUCCCGUAGUGACGUGUCUCGCACGCAGUGGCGAGGUGUUCGACCCCCCUCUCUGUCUGCGGUUUCCCGUGGGAGAUGUAAACUCUAUGGAAUCGGGUUCUGAUUGCGGCAGUGAUGACGCCGAGGUGACGUACCGUGCUUACCUUGAGUCCACUUUUUCGACGUUGACUCGAAAGCACGCUAGUUCAGAGUGGGUUCCUGUGGAUGGGACUAUCGAGCAAACGGACGAGGGCAUUUUCGUUUUGGAGGUGCAAGUGUCUCACUUCUGCGAUUUCGCCCUCAAGCAAGCCAUCAAGGUGGAUUCCGGUGGUGUGGAGCUCGUCAAACUACCACAGCUAAAGCACAAAAGUAGGCGGUCGCACUACCACUUUGUGAAUCUAGGCACGGAGAACCUCGUGGUCCACUGCUGGGGUGUUACUCGGAAGCGGGGUUUCCUUGAGAGUUUCAGGCUGAAGCUAGGAUUUGGACUCAAUGGUGGGGACGCUGAGGUGGAAGCAACGCGAACGCUCGUAGAUGCGCCUGGCACGGGGGUAUAUAAGGUGGACGUACCUGGUGGGCCCGUCGACGACCCUAGGAAUGAGGCUUGCCUGGUGGUCAAUGGCUUCGAAUCGCUGACAGUGGCGUAUACAACGCAGAAAACUGUUCGUGCUGGUACUCUGUUCGGUAGCACUCACGAGCUGGUUCAAGUAUGGGGUACGAGGCACAUGCAGCACAAACACGCAAUGAUAUUCGGCAUCUUGCCGGAAUCGGCUUUGGUGCCUAAUUUGAAAGUAGAAGAUGGUGUCAACGUGGGUGAACUCGUGAGAUCAAAAGUUUGA